Notothenia coriiceps (black rockcod) is the source of this 609-nucleotide messenger RNA. RefSeq names its product CD59 glycoprotein-like. The record is from RefSeq and is a predicted model, not a curated record. The transcript is spliced from 3 exons. Lineage: Eukaryota; Metazoa; Chordata; Actinopteri; Perciformes; Nototheniidae. The coding region runs from base 38 to 358 and encodes 106 amino acids.
CAAGUUUUCAAUUCCUUGGCUUUCCAUUUGACUCAAAAUGAGGCUGUGUGUGUCUUUGGGGAUCAUCUGUAUGAUGCUGUCAGGAGUGUGUGGGUUAAAGUGUUUCACCUGCUGGAGUGCAAACCCUGGCUCCUGCACUCAUGUUUGGGACUGUGCUGAACAUUAUGACCGCUGCAGCACCUCCAUCGUUGCUGAAAAUUUGAUCACAAAAGAAUGCAUGAGAAGUGAUGUGUGCAAUAACGUGGAUUCUGUGAGUGUCAGAUGCUGUGCUGGGGACCUAUGUAACGGAGCGAAACACACUGGAGUCUUUGUCCCUCUCCUUUUAAUGCCCAUAGCUAUCAUCACACUCUUCAUUUGAAGUCUAAUGUCCUCUUUUUUACCUUUCCAUACUUUAGAAAUCUGAAUCUGCUGUGCUGUUUGAAGUGAUCAAAUGUGAAGGAAACUGCUAAUCAAAUAAGUUUUAAGGCAGUGGUAAUCUUUAAACAUUCAGAGACCUUAAUGAAGCCGGUGAAUGCUAAAAUCGGGUGGGACCAUUGAGAAUAAUUAAUUUUUCACACUGUACAUCUUUAAUUAUUUUGAUGUUUACGUGUAUAAUUGUGUCUUAUUGUA